AUGUAUUGUAUAUUAUAUUGUUAUUGUUUUAGGAGAGAAUAAUUUUAAAUUUAGAAAUAAUGUAAAAAAUGGUUAGUGAGGAUUCAUCAGAUGCUUCUCCUGUUGAGGAUGAUGAACUCUCGGAUAUGCCUGAGUUCGAGAGAGAACUUCUUUUGGCUGAAAAACACGCGGAGGAAGUUAGGCUUAAGCAGAGGAUGAGUUUGUUGUGGGAAAGUUCUGGAGUUGGACCUGAUUCCACUGGUUUGUACGAAGAUUUGUACUAUUUGGAUGAUGUUGUAGAUGAAACCUCAGAGAAAUUACAGGAACCAGGUGUUUUAUUCAAAGAUGAUAAUAAAGGUUCCGGAAAGACCUCAAAGGCCUCCAAAUCUGAUCCUAAAGUAGCUAAAUCGGGUAAAAUAUCCCAGAGUAAAGAUGAAGAUGAUAAACCAACAUUCAAUCCAAUAACAGUGUCAAUUGCAAAUUCGGCAAAAUUAUCAAAAACUAGAACUUUGAACAUUUUGGAACAUCCGAACUUUAAUGAGUACCUUUCAGGUGCUCUGAUUAACUUAUUUAUUACAGUGGAGAGCUUAAGGUUGAGCCCAGUUAAGUCAUCUCCUAAGCGCCUAAAGGCUGUUCCAAUUUGUGAAUUGUUCCCAAAACUGAUCUCAAAACACGUCGUUUUUCAAAUUGAAUGUGCUGUUCCCUCAGAAACUUAUGACGUUUUCGGUAGCAAUUUAAAUUCUUGUGAUCACUUUUCAAAGCUUUUCCUCUCAAAGUGCUCGUAUGUACUAUGUGGUAAGGUCUUAAAUGUGGCUACCGAAGCGUCCAACACAUUUGUGCUCGUCAGUGUGUGUGAUAUUUGUAAUUCCUCAUUUCAAGAAGAACAACUUAAUUUCGGUGAUGAGUAUUUUGCAGAGUUUCUUAAACAAAUUUCUGAUAAUUUGAAAUCGUUUACAUUUACGGAUGAGGAUGUUCAGAUAAUAUUGGAACAAAAGUUACGAGAAAGAUCCUCUAUUCCUAAUAAAAAAACUUCGUUGAUCUCUGAAAUUCAGCGUUAUACACACGAAAUUGAGCUGUUGAGUGAGUCCGCCAAGAACGAUCCCUCUCAGAUUUUGAGGCUCAAGGAUCACGAAAAACGUAGGCAGGAGCUAGUAGAUGAUCUUAACAACCUAGGGGAUUCUAAGACAAACUCUCGUUUUUCUUUAAGAAACUCAUCCAUUAUUUCCACUUCUGAUGAUUUAUCCAACAAAACUGUCACGAGGAAAAUUACAAAACCAACUCCAAUGAUUAUGGUACCGAAUAUGAGGAGUGUUAGUAUGCAUAUUGAGUUGAGUGAGAACAAACCGCUAUUCAAGAGUAGUUUGGACUGCCUUAACCUAAAUAAUCAAACUCACCUUAUAAAUCGCUACUCACAAUGUAUGAGAGAUUUGGAAUUUGGUGUGAAACUUCAAAAGUUUAACCAUAAAAACGUUUUAUUCAAGGCUACUAAAUUUCAGAAUUAUUCACAUUAAUAUUUUACACUCUUUUA
Messenger RNA from Theileria parva strain Muguga, 1507 nucleotides. RefSeq lists its product as uncharacterized. Bases 69 to 1490 code for a protein of 473 amino acids. The transcript has 4 exons. The record is from RefSeq and is a predicted model, not a curated record. Lineage: Eukaryota; Apicomplexa; Aconoidasida; Piroplasmida; Theileriidae.